AUGGCCAAUCCGAUCACCGACUACUCUGGCGAUCCCAUCACUCUCGACGACAACCUCGGCCUGCGCCCUCGCGCCCGCGCCGUCUCCGGCCUGCGCCCCUGCGCCCGCGCCAUCUUCGGCUCAGCGCCGCCCAUCAUCCAGCUCGCCCUCUCCAUCGCCACCUCCAUCUUUGUCGUCACCGUCGACUUUGUCCACUACUUUCUCACUGCCGCCCGCCGGCUCGUUGUGUGCGCUCGCGAGCGGUUCACCGCCGCUUGCGCUCUCUCUGCGGCUCCGAGUCUUGGCGCGAGCCACGCAGGCUCCGAAGUCUACUGCGUUUUCACCAUCCUGCUCACCGUCAUCCUCGCCGUCGCUGUUUCUGGACCAACACCAGUGCCAGUCCCCUCAGAGCCGCUUCCAGACAUGAUCUCCAUCAACGGCGCCUGCCAUUUUGCGCUCACCAGCUCCUCUGCAUCGGCACAGCCUCCAGGACGGCCGCCAGGCGCUCCCGGAAGGCAGACCGAUGGAUGGUUUACAACCGUCCUCACAGGUGGAGCCGAGGCGACAGCCGAGGCCGCCGCCCACAAGGCCAACCAACCAGCUAAGGCCUCUGCCCAAACGGAGGCCGAGGCGCCAGUCACAGCCGCCCAAACCAAGGCGCCAGCCGCCGCCGCCACGCGCAAGCCCUGGUGGAACCUUUUUAGAACUUGCAACAUCAGCGCCGUCGCCGUCGCUACCGUCGAGCAAGGCAUCGCCUCCAUCAAGUGCGAUGACUCGGCUCGCACGGCCGGCGCUCAUCCGGCCGGCGCGCGAGACGCCUGCGCCGCCCUCGACUACGACCGGACGCGCCCUGCCGCAGCCUCCGCCGUAGCCGAGCGAUCGGCCAGCGCCUCUGCCGCCAGCGCCAUCGCCGUCGGCCGUACCGUCGAGCGAGGCAUCGCCUCCGUCAAGACCUUCGUCUUCGAGCGUGAUGCCGCGCCUCGCACGGCUGGCGCCCUUCGGGCCAGCGCGCGAGACGCCUCCGCCGGCCUCGACUGCGAGCGGACGAGCUCUGCCGCCUCCGCCGUAGCCGAGCGAUCGGCCAGCGCCUCUGCCGCCAGCGCCGUCGCCGUCGGCCGUACCGUCGAGCAAGGCGUCGCCACCGUCAAGUGCGCUGCCUCGCCUCGCACGGCCGGCGCUCUUCUGGCCAGCGCGCGAGAUGCCUGCGCCGCCCUCGACUACGACCGGACGCGCCCUGCCGCCGCCUCCACCGUAGCCGAGCUCUCCGCCAGCGCCUCCGCCACCAGCGCCGUCGCCGCCGCCGUCACCGUCGAGUACUCGAGUCUCGCUUCCGUCAUCGAGAGUGACAACUCACAUCGCACAGCCAGUGCCUCACGCUUCAGCUUUCAUAGCUUUACCUCCGGCUCCGCGCCGCGCCGCGCCUCCGUCAAGGGCGACCUCGGCCUGCGCCCUCGCGCCCGCGCCGUCUCCGGCCUGCGCCCCUGCGCCCGCGCCUUCUCCGGCUCCGCGCCGCGCCUCGCCUCCGUCAAGGGCGACUCUCGGAUGUCAACUACUCCCUCCUCGUGCCGCCUUCGGCCUUGCCCGCACAGGCGUCGCGAUCUACGGUACAUCCCCGACGCCUUCAGCAUCGGUCCUGGGGGAGGCGUCUGA
This is a messenger RNA of Emiliania huxleyi CCMP1516, 1629 nucleotides long. RefSeq lists its product as hypothetical. Lineage: Eukaryota; Haptophyta; Isochrysidales; Noelaerhabdaceae. The transcript is spliced from 2 exons. The record is from RefSeq and is a predicted model, not a curated record. Bases 1 to 1629 code for a protein of 542 amino acids.